GUCGCACAGUAACGUAUGCCUUGUAGUGGUGGAACUGAGGUAUUUUUUCAUGCGCUACUAUUUAUAAUCGAGAGUAUGUUGUCUUCUGGUAGUAGUGGUAGUGAUAGUGAUACCCAAAGUACGCCCGAAGGUAGUCCUUAUCAAAGGGAUGAACAGAAGGUUCAAACAUUGCCGGUUCGGAAGGACAGUGAUAUAGUAGGCGGGAAAAUAAAGACCUAUUGUUGUCCAGUGGAUUUUACCUGCUGCAAUUAUUCCCCACAGAAAAGUUUAACUCUGGACAUAAUUGAUCGCCCUUCGACAGAACUGUGGCUAAUAAAAGCACCACCUGAUUUUGACCCUUCUAGUCUUUCUAAAAAGAAGAUUCCACUAGUUGGGUGUCGGAGUUUUGAAACUAAUGAAGAUGGAAAUAAGAAGGUUUAUAAUUCUUUCAGCAUUGUUAAAGAAGUAACUGGCACAGUUUUGAUAACCGAGACACCUGAUACCAGUAGAGUAUGUAAAAGAUCUUUUUUGGGGUGCAUUAACAUUAGAGAAAGUUGUGGAGAUGAAAAUGUGAAAAGCCCAUUAAAAACUGUACCAGCAAGCCAAACUCUCCACAUCCAUGAGGGGCUUAAGCAGCGAUUUCAGCCAUUUGGAACAACAAAAGUAAAGAAACCAUUUAAAAUGGAAAAGAAUGCUGAGGAACACAGGAAGAGAGCGCUGUUCAAACAUACAUAUUCAGAACACAUCAAAAAAGGCACAGUACAUAGUAAGGCACUUAAGUCUUCAGCAUCCCGGGAGCCAGUAAUAGAACAGGCUCAAGGAGAAUCAAAGGCAACGUCCCCCAAAAAUGUGAAGAGAAUGAAAAUGUCAGAGCCAGUGAGCAAGGAUGUAGAACCUCAUCAUGAAAAGAAGAAACUCAAAGUGAAACAUCGCCAUAGAAGUAAUAAGAAUGAUCAGUGAGAAUGGCUUUUACUCAUUCUCCUGUAGUUAUGUUCUAUGCCAUGUAUUUUGUCGAAUCAUCUGUCUGAAGUACAAGGGGUAAAGAAUUAUACAAACUGCUCCAAGUCUUCUGUCUUUAGAAGUGGGACCCAGUAGUGAAUUAUAUGUUUUGUAAACUAAAUUAAGACAUAGCAGGAUGAAUUUGUUGACUGAAAAUAAAAUCAUUUCAUUGCU
This is a messenger RNA of Protopterus annectens (West African lungfish), 1152 nucleotides long. It is a transcript of the gene POLR1G, whose product is annotated as RNA polymerase I subunit G. The record is from RefSeq and is a predicted model, not a curated record. Gene Ontology annotation, biological process: transcription by RNA polymerase I. The coding region runs from base 16 to 939 and encodes 307 amino acids. Lineage: Eukaryota; Metazoa; Chordata; Ceratodontiformes; Protopteridae. The transcript is spliced from 3 exons.